GCCGGUUCCGGCUGAAUGUCAGUGCGGGGCUGUGGGCGGGGGAGGAAGGUGCUUGCCGGUCUCUCCGCCGCCCCCGCCUCUGCCGCUGGGCUUGAGAUGUUGCCCCGGACGCCUGGCCGCUGGGCGGAUCGGACAUGAAAACCUGAGGCGGGCGGCGGGGCUGGGCUGCGGACAUGUUCGGCCGCUCGCGGAGCUGGGUGGGCGGGGGCCACGGCAAGUCCUCCCGCAACAUCCACUCCUUGGACCACCUGAAGUACCUGUACCAUGUUUUAACCAAAAACACCACCGUCACAGAACAGAACCGGAACCUGCUGGUGGAAACCAUCCGUUCUAUCACUGAGAUCCUGAUUUGGGGUGAUCAAAAUGACAGCUCUGUAUUCGAUUUCUUCCUGGAGAAGAAUAUGUUUGUUUUCUUCUUGAACAUUCUGCGGCAGAAAUCAGGCCGUUAUGUGUGUGUCCAGCUACUACAGACCUUGAACAUCCUCUUUGAGAACAUCAGCCAUGAGACGUCGCUCUAUUAUUUGCUGUCUAAUAACUAUGUAAAUUCGAUCAUUGUCCAUAAAUUUGACUUUUCCGAUGAGGAGAUCAUGGCAUAUUACAUAUCGUUCCUGAAAACACUUUCGUUAAAGCUCAAUAACCACACUGUCCAUUUCUUCUACAAUGAGCACACCAAUGACUUUGCCCUGUACACAGAAGCCAUCAAGUUCUUCAAUCACCCCGAGAGCAUGGUUCGAAUUGCUGUAAGAACCAUCACCUUGAACGUCUACAAAGUGGAUAACCAGGCCAUGCUGCACUACAUCCGAGACAAAACCGCUGUCCCAUACUUCUCCAAUUUGGUCUGGUUCAUUGGGAGCCACGUGAUCGAACUUGACAACUGUGUGCAGACCGAUGAGGAGCACCGGAAUCGGGGAAAACUGAGUGACCUGGUGGCUGAGCACCUGGACCACCUGCACUAUCUCAAUGACAUCCUGAUCAUCAACUGUGAGUUCCUCAACGAUGUGCUCACAGACCACCUGCUCAACAGGCUCUUCCUGCCCCUCUAUGUGUACUCUCUGGAGAAUCCGGACAAGGGAGGAGAGCGCCCAAAGAUCAGCCUGCCGGUGUCCCUCUAUCUUCUCUCCCAGGUCUUCCUCAUUAUCCAUCAUGCCCCUCUGGUGAACUCUCUGGCUGAAGUCAUUCUGAAUGGCGAUCUAUCUGAGACAUACACAAAGCCUACGCAGGAUGUUCCCAGAAGUUCUGCCAAGCCCAGCAUCCGGUGCUUCAUUAAGCCCACUGAGACACUUGAGCGGUCCCUUGAGAUGAACAAACACAAGGGCAAGAAGCGGAUGCAAAAGAGACCCAACUACAAAAACGUUGGGGAGGAGGAGGACGAGGAGAGAGGGCCCGCAGAAGAUGCCCAGGAAGACGCUGAGAAGGCUAAAGGUACAGAGGGUGGUUCAAAAAGCAUGAAGACAAGUGGGGAGCGUGAAGAGAUUGAGAUGGUGAUCAUGGAGCGCAGCAAGCUCUCAGAGCUGGCCACUGCUGGGGCCUCAGUGCGGGAGCAGAACACCACGGACGAGGAAAAGAGUGCUGCCACAGGCUCAGAGAACACGCAGUGGAGCAGGCCCUUCCUGGAUAUGGUAUACCAUGCCCUGGACAGCCCUGAUGAUGAUUACCAUGCCCUCUUCGUGCUCUGCCUCCUCUACGCCAUGUCUCAUAACAAAGGCAUGGAUCCUGAAAAACUGGAGCGAAUCCAGCUCCCAGUGCCAAGUGCAGUUGAGAAAACCACCUACAACCAUCUGCUAGCUGAGAGACUCAUCAGAAUCAUGAACAAUGCUGCCCAACCAGAUGGCAGGAUUCGGUUGGCCACACUGGAGCUGAGCUGCCUGCUCCUGAAGCAGCAAGUACUGACCAGCUCCGGCUGUGUCAUCAAGGAUGUGCAUCUGGCCUGUCUGGAGGGUGCAAGAGAAGAGAGUGUCCACCUUGUACGGCAUUUCUAUAAGGGAGAAGAGAUAUUUUUGGACAUGUUUGAGGAUGAGUACAGGAGCAUGACAAUAAAGCCCAUGAAUGUGGAAUAUCUCAUGAUGGAUGCUUCUAUCCUCCUGCCCCCAACGGGCACUCCACUGACUGGCAUUGAUUUUGUGAAGCGGCUGCCAUGUGGUGACGUGGAGAAGACGCGGCGGGCCAUCCGGGUAUUCUUCAUGCUGCGUUCCCUGUCACUGCAGCUGCGUGGGGAACCUGAGACCCAAUUGCCACUGACUCGGGAAGAGGACCUGAUCAAAACAGAUGAUGUCUUGGAUCUGAAUAACAGCGACCUGAUCGCAUGCACAGUCAUCACCAAGGACGGUGGCAUGGUUCAGCGCUUCCUGGCUGUGGAUAUUUACCAAAUGAGCCUGGUAGAGCCUGAUGUGUCCAGACUCGGCUGGGGAGUGGUCAAGUUUGCAGGCCUUCUGCAGGACAUGCAGGUGACAGGAGUGGAGGAUGACAGCCGUGCCCUGAAUAUCACUAUCCACAAGCCUGCCUCCAGCCCACACUCUAAGCCCUUCCCCAUCCUGCAGGCCACCUUUGUGUUCUCUGAUCAUAUCCGUUGCAUCAUCGCCAAACAGCGCCUGGCCAAGGGCCGCAUCCAGGCCAGACGGAUGAAGAUGCAGAGGAUAGCUGCCCUUCUGGACCUCCCGAUCCAGCCUACAACUGAAGUCCUGGGAUUUGGACUUGGCUCCUCCUCCUCCCAGCACCUGCCUUUCCGUUUCUAUGACCAGUGCCGCCGAGGCAGCAGUGACCCCACAGUGCAGCGCUCUGUGUUUGCAUCCGUAGACAAGGUGCCAGGCUUUGCUGUGGCCCAGUGCAUAAACCAGCAUAGCUCACCAUCCCUGUCUUCACCAUCACCACCAUUUGCCAGUGAGAGCCCCGGCGGCAGUGGGAGCACCAGCCACUGUGACUCAGGGGGCUCUUCCUCCACACCCUCGGCAACCCAGAGCCCAGCAGAUGCCCCCACAACUCCAGAACAGCCUCAGCCUCACCUUCUAGUCCAGUCGGUGAUUGUGAAUGAAAUGGAUGUCAACUCCAAGCCCAGCAAGAACUUGGCCAGGAACUCUGAGGUGGAGACCAUGCACCUGUCCCCCAGCCUCCUCCCUGCCCAGCAGCCCACCAUCUCCUUGCUCUAUGAGGACUCUGCUGACACACUGAGCGUUGAGUCGCUGACCCUUGUGCCCCCAGUCGAUCCUCACAGCCUCCGAGCCCUCACUGGCAUCCCCCAGCUUCCUGCACUGGCCACAGCAGGCCCAGAGACCCCAAAUGAGGACACUGUAUACCCAGAGCCUGCGAGCCCCACAGAGCACUGAGUGGGCACCCAGGGAUCUCCCUUUGUGUGUGCAGCCUGCUGGUAGGGACCCCAGUGUAGUUUUUGACAGCAAGACACAUCGGGAGCACCCACAGUUCUCCAUGGCCUUGGAAGCUGUCCCUGAUACCUCUUCCUGCAAGACAGCCAUGGACCACUGGAGUUUCUCAUUUGCUCUGACCUCCUCCUGAGCAGGCUAGGAUCCCAGAGACAGCCUUCUGUGUACAGGUGAUGGCACUGGCCGCCCAGAGGGGUCCCGACAGCCCCGGGUGGCACCCUCCUUCAGGCAGCUCCCUUGUUUUCUCUCCCCAUGUGCACAGAAGUGGACAAGGUUACUUUGGGUAGAACUCUGUAGAGAAGCACCUAGAUAAAUAUCUCUUUCAGGCUAUUUAUUUCUGGUUUUGGCAACAAGUGAAGAGAUUUAUUUAAAAAGUACUAUUUGCGGGGGGGGGGGGAGCAAAAAGAAAAAGUCCUCAACCAUGAGGCUCCAAGUCACAUUAGAAGUACCAGCUGUUAAGGUUCCCCUUCUGUAGAACUUUGCUGUGUAUUUAUUCUGAAGUUGUGGGUGUCACUUCCUCUGUUUCCCUGAGUGAUUCUUGUUUCUCUGUCCCAAAUUCUACAAGCCUGUGGGAUAAUAAUAUCUCUCCCUGAGACAUUCAAAUACUUCUGAACAAGAAGAACUAUGGCCAUAUGGAGUGAGAAAGCCCGCUUUUGUGCUGUGAUCUAGGUGGCAUCUGCCCUGCUCAGGAUACCACACAGGCACAGCCUGCAGCAGGCUUACUACCUUCUCUCUUCAUCAAGAAAGACCACUGAGACCAAGGAGGCCCUAGCCCAAGUGGCCAUGACGGGAGUCAUCCUCAGAUGUAACUAGCUUCCCAAUAUGCAUAUGGAUGCCCAACCAGGGGCCCAGCUGCAAAUCAGGUGACCCAAAAGCAGACUUUUCCCUUCCCUGUCCAUUGCUGCCUCUAGCACAGAGCUUGUUUCAGUAUGCAAAUCCCAUACUUGUCGGUAUGUGCCAGCAAAAUCCAGAUCUGUCCUAUCAGCCCCCAGCUUUCCUUUGCAUGCCGUCAGCCAGAUCACCACUCAUGGCUCCAUGGCAAGGCUUUCUGUGUCUUUCCUGCCAGUACGGCCUCAUCCAGUGUCACUAUCUACCAAAGGCUAACCACGAGGGUACCCUGGGGAGGCCUGUCACUAUCUACCCAUCAGAAGUCCUUGCCAUCUCUGGUCAGCCCACUUCCCUGCAGCCCCAGUGCUCCCCAGGAGGGGAGUGGUGCCCAUGUGGACUGACCUCUCUGGUCUUUAAAAGCACUUCUGCCUAGAGGCAGAAGCUCCAAAGGCAGUGGCAAGAAAGGAUGUACCGAGCCCCUGGAAAGGGAGGAGAGUGAUGGCCACUGAAAGAAGGGUUCUCCCAGCCUCCACAACCAACCCUGGGUAUUUCUUGAUCAUCUGCAGGAAGGGGUAGUCAGAGGAGCAGGCACUUUGGAUUUUGAAAUGGCAGUUGCGAGGGCAGCAUAAAUGUUGUAAAAUGCAGUGUGGCCAGAGAGAAAUGCCUGCAGCCACCCUUAACCCACCCGUGCAGGUGGGCCCCACCCCUUGGGACUAGCCUCUUCUCUGCAAUCAAGAGGUUUCAAGGAAGGGAAAAGAAGCAAGGUGGUGAGCAAACUCCUAAAGAGCAGCUGCUAUGGAGUAUUCAUCAAGGACAAGCCUGUCCUCCAUAUCUUGUAAGAUUGGUUCCAAAGGCUUCCUGCAGCCAGGCACCCAGGGGUACCUCCAAGUGCGCAAAAGUGAACUUCCUGUGCACAGAGUCCUUGGCCCUUUGCUAAUGAGGGGGUCCUGGAGGAAGGAGCUGGCCAGGACGCUUCCUCACUAGGUCUUGAUGGCAGUGGGCACAAUCCAGUCCUCUGGAACACCUUACUAUCUUGGCAGCUGCUCUCCAGGCAGACCCAGUCAGAGAGAACAUACUGGGUCUCCCAUGGUCAGCAGUGGGAGGUAGAACUGAGGGAUAUCAGGUCUAAAAGGUCACGCAACUUCUGACUUGGAGGUCCCAGAAUCAGCCUUCAGAACCGUUAGUCCCAUCUCCAAGGGCAUGCAUGCCCUCCCUGCCCUGGUCUCUCUCCCUUCUGCCACUACCCUGGGGCAGACUAGCAGAGCUGUCCACAUAAGCCCCACAUCUCAAUUUUGACCAUCACCGUAGAGAAUAGAGCACUGCCCCUCCUAUUUGGAGGCAUGGGCAGGCGGGAUACUUCCCACAGGUCAGACUCAGGUGUAGUGGUGAGCUUUCUGUAUGGUGGAGGUGGUGGAAGAGGCUUGCAGAGCUGACCCAGCCUAGCCACCCACCCACACACUUGGAUUGCCAGGGCCGGAUGACUACAUCCUUCCUAGGACAACACUGGCUUUCUCUGUGGCUCCAAAGUGCACAGUUGUAAAUAAGGCACGGGUAAGCCAGGUCUGGUCUUUUGUAGAUGCAAUAAAUAUAUUUCAUGCAGUAACAAUGGGUAGAAGGUUAAAUGCUUCCUCCCUCAGAGCUGAAGCUGUAAGGGGCAGUGGCAGAGGGGGACAGGGCUGGGAAGCUCUGGCCAGGGAAGUGCCUGCUUCUGCCAACAGGAUUUAGGCUUUGUGGGGACUAAACCCGAGGGGGACAUGGAAGCUAGAACUUCCUUGUAAGUUGGAACUUGGCAAUAAAAAGCAAAACCAAUGGUCCAGAAUUGUGUCCCGCUGCUCCUUGGCACCAUGGCAGGAGGCUGUGCCCGUCA
This is a messenger RNA of Chionomys nivalis (European snow vole), 6069 nucleotides long. It is a transcript of the gene Clec16a, whose product is annotated as C-type lectin domain containing 16A. NCBI's taxonomy places the organism in Eukaryota, Metazoa, Chordata, Mammalia, Rodentia, Cricetidae. The transcript has 23 exons. Gene Ontology annotation, cellular component: late endosome; endolysosome membrane. The record is from RefSeq and is a predicted model, not a curated record. The coding region runs from base 174 to 3320 and encodes 1048 amino acids. Gene Ontology annotation, biological process: endosome to lysosome transport; regulation of autophagosome maturation; endosomal transport.